Molecule: messenger RNA, 4662 nt
Organism: Coregonus clupeaformis (lake whitefish)
Lineage: Eukaryota; Metazoa; Chordata; Actinopteri; Salmoniformes; Salmonidae
Product: proton-coupled amino acid transporter 1
Exons: 12
Coding region: 438-1718 (426 amino acids)
Biological process (GO): L-alanine transport; glycine transport; proton transmembrane transport
Cellular component (GO): vacuolar membrane
Molecular function (GO): glycine transmembrane transporter activity; L-proline transmembrane transporter activity; L-alanine transmembrane transporter activity
Source: RefSeq, a predicted model, not a curated record
GGUGAUGUUUCACGCCAGACAAUCGGCAUCAUUUCACACUAACGAUAAUUGAUUUAGCUAGUUUUUAUCGAAAUAGAUAGUUUGCUUAACAAGACAGCUAGCUAGCUACAAUAUCAAGUAGCCAACAUUCGAUCAGCUGACAUGCGCCAUCUUUCAGAUCAUGUGACCAAACGCCCUGUGUGUCGGAAGUGGUCUUGAAAUAGCUGGCAUUAGCAGUUCACUUGUAUUGAACCAGAAAUUGAUUCUUCCUCUCACAUCCAGUACAAUAUCGACGUGGAUGGUAGGAAAAUUACUGCUCUGCCAAGAGAUGCCCCUCCAGCGAACUCCUUUGAUGUAAAGACUACCGAGGCAGGAAUCACCGCUUUACAGUGGCUCUGUAGGAGGAAUCAGAGAGAGGAGGGCAGCAGGAGGAUCCACCCAACGCCAGCGGACCAACCAUGACCUCCAACACUGACAAUCGCCAAGAUGGUCCAGGUCCAGUUCUCUCCAGGAUAUCAGCGAGCACCUCUGAGGCGGAUGUUCUCUGUCCUGCUCCACCUCUUCCCCCCGGACCUGAUUCUCAGUACGAGAGAAUUGGAGGUCGAACUGGGACUUCUUUUUUCCAGACCCUGAUCCACCUCUUGAAGGGGAACAUCGGAACAGGGCUGCUUGGCCUACCUCUGGCUGUCCGGAACGCAGGCCUGGUGCUAGGGCCUCUGAGUCUGUUUGCCAUGGGGAUAAUAGCAGUCCACUGUAUGAACCUGCUUGUAAAAUGUUCCCACCACCUCAGUGCCAAGUUGAACAAGCCCUUUCUGGACUAUGGUGAUGCUGUGCAGUAUGGUAUGGAGAAUGUCUCGUGGCUGAGAAGGCACUCAAUAUGGGGGAGGCGGAUAGUGAACGUGUUUCUGAUCAUCACCCAGCUGGGUUUCUGCUGCGUUUACUUCGUCUUUCUCAGUGACAACAUCAAACAGGUGGUGGAGUCUUCUAACGGGACAACCAUGAGCUGUCACAACAACCAGACGGCAGUCACCGUCCCCAGCUUCGACUCCCGUCUCUACAUGUUGUGUUUCCUGCCAGCCGUUAUACUCCUGGUGUUCACCCCCAACCUGAAGUACCUGGCCCCCCUCUCUCUGGUAGCCAACCUGGCCAUGUGUACUAGCCUGGUCCUCAUCUACUUCUACUGCUUCACGAACAUCCCAAAUCAUAUCAACCUGCCGAAGGUGGGUCAUGCCAAAGACUACCCUCUCUUCUUUGGAACGGCCAUCUUUGCAUUCGAGGGGAUAGGCGUGGUCCUGCCCCUGGAGAAUAAGAUGCAGAUGCCUCAGAGUUUCAGUAGGGUUCUAUAUCUGGGAAUGGGCAUCGUCACCUUCCUCUACAUCAGCUUGGGGACCGUAGGUUACAUCACCUUUGGAGAGGCCAUAGGGGGAAGUGUCACCCUCAACCUACCCAACUGCUGGAUGUAUCAGAUUGUAAAGCUGCUCUACUGUUUCGGUAUCUACAUCACCUUUGCCCUUCAGUUCUAUGUGCCAGCUGAGAUCCUGAUUCCUCCGGUGGUAUCCCGCGUCUCAGAGAGAUGGGAACUGCCGGUUGAUCUCCUGAUCCGCACUACGCUCGUCAUCUUCACCUUCGAUAUAUCUGAAUGGCCAGAUGUGACGUCAAAGCAGUGGGAAAAUGUCAAGAAGCAACGCUUUUAUUCUCGCAGAUCCAUGGUCAUUUCAGACUGCGUCUAUUCUGAUUGAAGACUUCAAAUUAACUUUGUUUAGGCUACUGAAGUAGGCUGGACCACUGGCUCCACCACCACUAACAGUAGGCUGGACCACUGGCCACCACCACUAACAGUAGGCUGGACCACUGGCCCCCACCACCACUAACAGUAGACUGGACCACUGGCCCCCACCACCACUAACAGUAGGCUGGACCACUGGCCACCACCACCACUAACAGUAGGCUGGACCACAGGACCCCACCACCACUAACAGUAGGCUGGACCACUGGCCACCACCACCACUAACAGUAGGCUGGACCACUGGCCCCCACCACCACUAACAGUAGGCUGGACCACUGGACCCCACCACCACUAGCAGUAGGCUGGACCACAGGACCCCACCACCACUAGCAAUAGACUGGACCACUGGCCACCACCACUAACAGUAGGCUGGACCCCACCACCACUAACAGUAGGCUGGACCACUGGACCCCACCACCACUAGCAAUAGACUGGACCACUGGCCACCACCACUAACAGUAGGCUGGACCACUGGCCACCACCACCACUAGCAGUAGGCUGGACCACUGGCCCCCACCACCACUAGCAAUAGACUGGACCACUGGCCACCACCACUAACAGUAGGCUGGACCACUGGCCCCCACCACCACUAGCAAUAGACUGGACCACUGGCCACCACCACUAACAGUAGGCUGGACCACUGGCCACCACCACCACUAGCAGUAGGCUGGACCACUGGCCCCCACCACCACUAGCAGAAGGCUGGACCACUGGCCCCCACCACCACUAACAGUAGACUGGACCACUGGCCCCCACCACCACUAGCAGUAGGCUGGACCACUGGCCCCCACCACCACUAGCAGUAGGCUGGACCACAGGACCCCACCACCACUAGCAAUAGACUGGACCACUGGCCACCACCACUAACACUAGGCUGGACCACUGGCCCCCACCACCACUAGGCUGGACCACUGGCCCCCACCACCACUAGCAGUAGGCUGGACCACUGGACCCCACCACCACUAGCAGUAGGCUGGACCACUGGCCCCCACCACCACUAGCAGUAGGCUGGACCACUGGCCCCCACCAUCACUAGCAGUAGGCUGGACCACAGUGGACCACUGGCCACCACCACUAACAGUAGGCUGGACCACUGGACCCCACCACCACUAGCAAUAGACUGGACCACUGGACCCCACCACCACUAACAGAAGGCUGGACCACUGGCCACCACCACUAACAGUAGGCUGGACCACUGGCCCCCACCACCACUAGCAAUAGACUGGACCACUGGACCCCACCACCACUAACAGUAGGCUGGACCACUGGCCCCCACCACCACUAACAGUAGGCUGGACCACUGGACCCCACCACCACUAGCAAUAGGCUGGACCACUGGCCCCCACCACCACUAACAGUAGGCUGGACCACAGGACCCCACCACCACUAGCAGUAGGCUGGACCACUGGACCCCACCACCACUAGCAGUAGGCUGGACCACUGGCCCCCACCACCACUAGCAGUAGACUGGACCACUGGACCCCACCACCACUAACAGUAGACUGGACCACUGGACCCCACCACCACUAACAGUAGGCUGGACCACAGGACCCCACCACCACUAGCAGUAGGCUGGACCACUGAACCCCACCACCACUAGCAGUAGGCUGGACCACAGGACCCCACCACCACUAGUCCUCAUUCUUAUAUUUCUUGUUUGAAGGGAGCUCUCUACUCCAGUGCAUCAUAGAGAUCUAAUUGUUGGUGGGUUGUUGCUUCUUGUAGCCAAAACUGUUUAUUUAUGCAUCCAUGUGUUUAAUCAUUUAUCUAACUCACACAGUAAGGACGGAUGUAUAAUGAUACCUAUUGUCUUCAGCUGUCAACGUUUGCCUAAUGCAUUCUGUCUUAAAGUUGUCCAAAAUGACUGGGGUUUGUAGGCCUCAGCCAAAGUAGUGCUGCAAGCAGACGACGGAAGGGAUCUUCACAUUUAAUGAAUGAACAAAUGGAUGAGUUGUAAAACGGCAGAUGAGGAAAGCGACGAAUCCCAGGAUCCUAAACCCCUCUGUGCUGCAGGCCCCAGGGUGAUGAGGCUAGCGUUUCUGUUGCUGUGUCUCCUGAUGGAAAAAGGAGAGGACGUUGCGUGAGCCUCCUAAGUCCUCUACCUUGUCUGAGAGCACGGGGCAGAGAGCCAUGGCAAGCGACCAGAGGGGGUGUACUGCCAUCCUGGGCCUGAUCGACCCGCAUGAGGAGGAUAGUGUCCACACAGACCCUGUCACCCCCCCCUACAGACCCUCUGCUCUCAAACCCAAUCCCUCCUCAUUUGUUCCCGUCUUCCUCCCUCACAAAGAGAAAAUACCCCAAGCUCAAAGUGACACCUGGGUUAAAGAACACGGAAGGUCACUGAAGGUUCAGAGAAUGCCGGGGAGAUAAAGGUAAAAGGUCCCUCAUGUGACCUAUCUAGUGUUCUCAGUUCUACUGUGGAUGGGCAUUCCUGUGUUGAGGUUGUGAGUAAUAGCUGUGCAUCUGAUCUGAUGAAAAUGAUAUGUUGUGUUGGUUGGGUGCAUCUCAAAAGCAUUUACUGGCCUCCCAUGUGUCCGUUGAUGAUACUGUGAUUACUGUGUGGCUCUUAUUCGCCCAUUUUUAAAGAAUGUGUCUGCAUUUGAAAAACGUACAUAUUGCAAGCGACCUGAACUGAUUUUCACCCCUGCUUCUCUGCUCUUCUCCUCUCACUCUCUCAGGCGCUCUUUCUCUCUCAGCCAUGGUAGAUUGAAAGUCAAGCUGUAACGAGUAGAGUAGCUGUAGAAAAGGGAUUUCUCUGUAUCGUGAAUAAACCUGACUAAGAGCUUUGUGUUGAGAGAACAUGAGAAUGGAAGGCUCUGAAUAAAUAACUACAAAAUAAAAAUCACUAAUGAACCUGUCUCUGAACCUCAUUCACAAACUGUGUCUGCUUCUGCCUU